AUGGCACUCACUCGCGCGCAAGCACGCGCCCACCCAAACAACCACCAGCCUCCAGCACUCAAUCGUCCAGCGGUAAGGUGCGCAAACAGGAACACCAAAAGACAUCUCGCCAGCUCCUUAAGCGAACCGACCUCGCGCAGACGAACGGUGUGUUGUGCUCGCCUCUACAGACGCCGACCCUCCCCUCCGAAGCCAUCUCGAGAGCUCCAGACGCCUGCUGCAUCUUUACGCCGGAAACGACAGCGUGAAGAUCAAGACGCUCCGGAACAGCCUGAGCAUCGUGCUCUCAAGGGCAACCGCCCAUCCAACCGAACGCCUCAAUCGCCAGACAACGGCGAGACCGACGAGACCGAUCCCAUCGCUUGUUGGGUCACAAAGGGACGCUGGCCAGCACGACACAAGCAAUAUUCUGACACGGAGCGCGUUCUUGCCAGAAAGAAGUCUUCGCCUUCUUUGAGGAGCCGCAAGCGAUCGGAGCCUGGCUCUGCCAGCUCUGCGACUCCCAACGACCAAAGACCCAGGGAAGAGAAGUGUGCGCCGUACCACAACCCACGGUACCAGACGCUGCUCGAGACAAAGGGCAGCUUCAUGGACAAGUCGAAACUGGGCAUCACUGAUGAAAGCAAGUCCCUUUGCCGAACACUACUUGAGAAGGAGCAGCAAACACCUAGAGACUCCCUGUUUCGCGACGAUAUUUUCGAAGACACUUGCCAGAAAGUCAAAAACAGGAAUGAGGUAAGAAUCAUAAGGGACAUCACCCCGUUGAUCGUCCCCUCCGCGGAGACUCUUGCUACCUAUGGGGAUAAGGAGCUUGAUUGUUUGAUUGAAAGCACCAACGAAGGAUGGAGCAACUCUCUCCCUCUGACAAGCAUUCGACCACAGCCUGACUUCUCGGUAGGCUUUAGGCGCCAUGCAUUUUCAGAGGAGCAGCUCAAAAAGCUCUCCCCCUUUAUCGGUAACUUCAUUGCCGGUGACCAGUCCUUCUUUAUGGCGACAUACCAGAUGUACUUCCCUUUUCUCACAUGUGAGGUCAAGUGUGGCGCCGCAGCGCUUGAAAUCGCAGAUCGCCAGAAUGCUCAUAGCAUGACCCUUGCCGUAAGAGCUAUUAUCGAGCUCUUCCGUCUUGUCGGCCGUGAGAAGGAAGUCAACCGCCAGAUACUAGCUUUCUCGAUCUCUCAUAACCAUCGAAUUGUACAAGUCUACGGCCAUUAUGCAGUAGUUCAGGAUAAGGAUACGAAAUACUACCGCCAUCCAGUUCGCACCUUUGACUUCACCGAACUUGACGGCAAGGACAAAUGGACGGCCUACUGUUUUAUAAGAAAUAUUUAUGAUAUUUGGAUGCCAGGACACUUUACGAGGAUUUGCUCGGCAAUUGACAAGUUGCCAUCUCACUUGGAUUUCAACAUUCCGCCGCUUGUAGAAACUGGACUCUCCCAAGAAUUCGAAAGCCACCAUCCGUCCGAGUCAUAUAUUGCCUCUGAACGGGAACCUGACCUGCAGUCCAGCACCGCCGAGGAGCAAGGAUUAACUCCAGAUCUUUUGUCUGCAGGGCCCGGUGCGGCGAAAAGACUGAGGAGAAGGCAAGGCUGA
Molecule: messenger RNA, 1590 nt
Organism: Fusarium mangiferae
Lineage: Eukaryota; Fungi; Ascomycota; Sordariomycetes; Hypocreales; Nectriaceae
Exons: 2
Coding region: 1-1590 (529 amino acids)
Source: RefSeq, a predicted model, not a curated record